UGUUUGCUGCGCUUCUGUCUCAGGUCAAAGAGCAGAAAUCCUAUUGGCAGUGAUGCGUAUCCUGGAGAGGGGUGGACCAAACACAAACAGCUGAGGACUCCAGGACAGAUGACCCAGACUGACUCCAGCCAGGUCAGAGACGUGAGGAGUCCCCUGAAGCUGGUUCUGAAAGGUGGUGGCAAAAAGAGAUUGGACUUCCCCAGUGUGAAGAAAGGAACCACUGACAACGGAUCCACCAGCCAGCAGAAAGAAGACAAACGGCCUCAUCCCAGAAGUCUCCAAGAGAUGUUUGAAAGAGACUCGGAUCCAAGCUGUUCCAGUCGCCAUCUAACAGCUGAGGACAGAGAGUCGUUUUCCUCCAAGACUUUCCUGAAUUUUAAAUUUGACAGAGACGCCAUCAUGAAAUGCUUUGAUUACUGACACUCAUCAGAAUCUUUCCUUUGGGACUUUUUAAUCUUCAUGGAUAAAGAUACUUUGGUAGCUCCUUUCCUCUUGGCCUUCCUAGACCUGCGCCCACAUUUCCAUUGGAAACUCCGAUAUUUCUCCAACCAUGAAGAGAGCGCUGUCUUUCCUUACCUGACUGAUGAUGUAGCAGACCUCUUAGAAGCAAGGCUUCCUGUUCUGCAACCUUCCUGCAGGUUCGUCAUAUAUGAACAUGUGUUCCAUCUGGACUAAAAUAAACCUUAAAGGAUUUUAAACCCGGUUGUUUUGAAAAGCACCAAAGAUGAAAUGACGGGAACAGAAACCUGGCUCUUUACUCGGCAUCAAAUUUAGGAUUUUAGGAUUGAAUAAUAUUUCUUACCUCUAAUAAAAGCCAAGAUUAUGAACUUCUAAACGUUCACACCUGAUUCUGAUGUUUGCAGUUUUUAUGUUUUUCGUCAUUCUGAUUUUAAUGUUUCUGAUAACUUCUUGUUGGUUUUUUACUGAAUAAACGCGUUUCUUUCUUGUAUUUCCUCUAACACAUUGUUUUAGACACAAACUGUCAUUUUUUCAGCCUGUUUUUUUUCUUUCAGUGGACAGGGAUGCAUU
Molecule: messenger RNA, 1029 nt
Organism: Cyprinodon variegatus (sheepshead minnow)
Lineage: Eukaryota; Metazoa; Chordata; Actinopteri; Cyprinodontiformes; Cyprinodontidae
Gene: dcp2
Product: decapping mRNA 2
Exons: 4
Coding region: 109-420 (103 amino acids)
Source: RefSeq, a predicted model, not a curated record